UUGGCGGCUGUUGCUGGGGGCUGCCGGGGGAAGCGGCGCUGCCUGCGGGGGAGCGGGCCCGGCGGAGGCCGUCGCCAUGGGCAACCGGGGCAUGGAGGAGCUGAUCCCGCUGGUCAACAAGCUGCAGGACGCCUUCAGCUCCAUCGGGCAGAGCUGCCACCUGGACCUGCCGCAGAUCGCCGUGGUGGGCGGCCAGAGCGCGGGCAAGAGCUCCGUCCUCGAGAACUUCGUCGGCCGAGAUUUCCUGCCUCGUGGUUCUGGAAUUGUCACCAGGCGACCUCUCAUUCUUCAGCUUAUCUUCUCUAAAACAGAAUAUGCAGAAUUUUUGCACUGCAAGUCCAAGAAGUUUACAGAUUUUGAUGAAGUUCGGCAGGAGAUCGAAGCAGAGACGGACAGGGUCACAGGAAGCAACAAAGGCAUUUCUCCCGUUCCCAUUAACCUAAGGGUUUAUUCACCUCAUGUGUUGAAUUUAACCCUGAUUGACCUUCCGGGUAUUACUAAGGUGCCAGUAGGUGAUCAGCCGCAAGACAUUGAGUACCAGAUCAAAGAUAUGAUUUUGCAGUUCAUCAGCCGAGAGAGCAGCUUGAUUCUUGCCGUGACUCCAGCUAACAUGGAUUUGGCCAACUCGGAUGCUCUCAAAAUGGCCAAAGAAGUGGAUCCACAAGGGCUACGAACAAUUGGGGUGAUCACCAAACUAGACCUGAUGGAUGAAGGCACUGAUGCCAGAGAUGUACUGGAGAACAAACUCUUACCUCUGCGGAGAGGCUACAUUGGAGUUGUGAACCGGAGCCAGAAGGAUAUUGAUGGUAAGAAGGAUAUCCGAGCAGCACUAGGAGCUGAGCGCAAGUUCUUCCUUUCCCAUCCCGCUUACAGACACAUGGCAGACCGCAUGGGAACGCCCCAUUUGCAGAAGGUCCUCAACCAGCAACUGACCAACCAUAUUCGGGAGACUCUGCCAUCGCUGCGCAGCAAACUACAGAGCCAGUUGCUCUCCCUGGAGAAAGAGGUAGAGGAAUACAAGAACUUCCGCCCAGAUGACCCUACACGCAAAACCAAAGCCUUGCUGCAGAUGGUCCAGCAGUUUGCUGUGGACUUUGAAAAGCGGAUCGAAGGUUCUGGGGACCAGGUGGACACACUAGAACUCUCUGGUGGAGCUCGAAUCAACCGCAUUUUCCAUGAGAGGUUCCCCUUUGAGUUGGUCAAGAUGGAAUUUGAUGAGAAAGAUCUGAGACGAGAAAUCAGCUAUGCAAUCAAAAACAUCCACGGUGUGAGGACGGGGCUCUUCACACCUGACAUGGCGUUUGAAGCCAUAGUGAAAAAACAGAUUAUAAAGCUCAAAGAGCCCAGUUUGAAGUGUGUUGAUCUGGUGGUCUCAGAGCUGGCUAUGGUCAUUAAAAAGUGUGCAGAGAAGCUUGGCUCUUACCCCAGGCUGCGUGAGGAGACAGAGAGAAUUGUCACAACGUACAUCAGAGAACGUGAAGGCAAAACAAAGGACCAGAUCCUCCUGCUGAUUGACAUAGAGCUGUCCUACAUCAACACUAAUCAUGAAGACUUCAUUGGAUUUGCCAACGCCCAGCAAAGGAGCACUCAGGCGAAUAAGAAAAGAGCCAUUCCCAAUCAGGGGGAGAUACUGGUGAUCCGCCGAGGCUGGCUGACCAUCAACAACAUCAGCAUCAUGAAAGGUGGCUCCAAGGAAUAUUGGUUUGUCUUGACCGCAGAGAGUUUGUCCUGGUACAAGGACGAGGAGGAGAAAGAAAAGAAAUACAUGCUGCCUCUAGACAACCUGAAAAUCAGAGAUGUGGAGAAAGGGUUCAUGUCCAACAAGCACGUCUUUGCCAUCUUCAACACAGAACAAAGGAAUGUGUAUAAAGAUCUGCGGCAGAUUGAGCUUGCCUGCGACUCCCAGGAAGAUGUGGACAGCUGGAAGGCCUCCUUCCUCCGAGCUGGUGUUUACCCAGAGAAAGACCAAGUGGAGAAUGAAGAUGGGGUUCAGGAGAACACUUUUUCCAUGGAUCCUCAGUUAGAACGCCAAGUGGAAACUAUCCGCAAUCUUGUUGACUCGUAUGUUGGGAUCAUCAACAAGUCCAUCCGGGAUCUCAUGCCAAAGACAAUUAUGCACCUAAUGAUAAACAAUACCAAGGACUUCAUCCAUUCAGAGCUGUUGGCCUACCUAUACUCCUCUGCUGACCAAAAUAGCUUGAUGGAGGAGUCUGCAGACCAGGCGCAGCGUCGGGAUGACAUGUUGCGGAUGUACCACGCUUUGAAGGAAGCGUUGAACAUAAUUGGGGACAUCAGCACCAGCACAAUUUCCACCCCAGUUCCCCCGCCUGUGGAUGACACUUGGCUGCAGGCGGCAAGCAGUGGGCAUAGCCCGACACCACAGCGAAGGCCCACUAGUACAGUAUUGCCCCCGGGGAGACCCCCAGCUGUGAGGGGUCCUAUGCCAGGGCCCCCCUUGAUUCCAGUACCAGCAGCAAGUGGCCCUUCUUUUGUGGCACCACCCAUUCCUUCACGCCCUGGACCUCAAGGAACAUUUGUUGCGAACAGUGACCCUUUCUCAGCACCUCCUCAGAUUCCUUCACGACCAGCACGUGUUCCACCUGGCAUCCCUCCAGGUGUGCCCAGCAGAAGACCCCCUGCCGCACCAAACCGGCCCACCAUUAUCCGACCAGCUGAGCCCUCUUUAUUAGAUUAACCACCAAAAUCCUGGGGAGCUGUUGCUUGUUAACUAUCUUGUGGAAAGAACUCAUGCCUAAUCUCCUGUGUAAAAGAGCUCUUUGCGACUGUGAUCGACUGUAGCCAAGGCCCAUGUUCUCUCCCCACCCGUCACAGCUGUGGCACCGGCAACCCUGGGAUGGGUGCUGUGGGUCUGUGAUCUGUCAAGAGCCCCGAGAGGCCAAGCAUUCCUUGUCACGGUUUCCCUCUCCCUCCAAUCUGUGGGUCUUGGCUAGGGUGGGAUUUGACGUCCUGAACAUUCUCUGGGGAGGAGGCAGUGGUGGCGGCAGCAGCUGCUUCACCAUCCUCCGGGUGGCCAUACCAGACCCGUUCCUCAUGAGAACAUGGAGGGUUCUGAUUUGUGGAGUUGUUUUGCACUUUGUUAAAAAAUAGAGAAAGGAAACCUCCCUCACUGGGUGAUUGCUUGUGAAUGUGUGAGAGUAAAGAGGUGAAUUUCCAGCCAUCCCUUGUGAUUUGAGCACAUAGAAUCUCCUUUUCCCACUGUUGUUGAUUGGACUGCUUCCCCUUGCUCUGGAUUUCUUUGUUCCCCUGUAUAUAAAAUCUACGCCUUAGAUCUGCUUUCCUUCCCCGCCCCCCCUUUAAAUUUCAUUUAGAAAUUUAGAUCAGUUUCUAUUUUAUAGUUUUCAAGAAAAUGAAAUUAUGAUGAGGACUGCAAAUAACUUGCUACUAAAUUAAGACUGCGAUCCCAUGCAGUUUCUCCAGUCCAAGCCCCUUGACUUCAGUGAGCUUAGACUGGAGUAACUCUGCAUAGGAUUGCACUGAAAGCCGCAGCAAGACCACCCCAAGCAGAGGAAGGCAAGCUGGCUGGCCUCUGAGCCUUGGAUAUCAUGAUGAUCUUCAAGCUCUGCCACCUUCUACACCCGCCAGUGCUUGUGCUUUAUAAAGAAGCCACGGAUUUUGCUGUCAGCACCCCGGUCAUUUGGCUGUCCCUCCUUAGUGACAGCAGGGCAGGGUCCCAGCGGCUGGCUUCAGGGAUGUCUUGGAGACCUUUCAGGCUGCAAUACCAGCUGCCUAUUACCUGAUGAAUUGACUGUGACCACUUGUAACUUGCCUUAUCUUGUACUGAGAAGUGGCGUGAUCAAGGGUGGUGAACCUCUGUGUGAACGGUGGGAAGCCUUUCCCCGCCAAACCGGAAGAGGGACUUUGCCUCAAGAAAGGAACCUUACGCUGUCCUUCCUCAGUGGAACAGCUCUGUCCUCCCUCGAGGCUGCAGCAGGUUUCGCGUGACCAACAAACAGGUCUUGAGCACUAACACACACACACCCCCCCCCCGAGUGGCUUUGGCGCAGCAGAAGAGUUUGAGCUGCUGCUUUCUCACUAGAGCCCGGAGAGUUUGUGAAGCAACGUGGAAUCCUUCUCAAUAGGACUAGCCAAGCACUCUGCCCUCUCUGGGCCAUGGCUGUAAAUACUUCUUCAUAAAGACAAACUGUGUAUUAAUACUUGUAUAAAUUCUAGGGUUUUUAAAAAAGAAAUCAGUAAAGUCCCAGCCCCCCGUCAGGGAUACUUCAGGAAAGAUGGAAGGAACAGCAACACACACACACACCACCUGCCUUAAACGUUUCCUUUGAGCGACCUUUUCCUGCUUGACUGGGAGUUGUAGUUGCUUGCUUGAUGCCCGCAGUGGGCCAGGCCUUCCAGAGAUGAGACUAACUGGUGCCUUUUCUACUUGAACUCCGCACUGUCUGUCCUCCUAACCAGUGUUGCCUUCCAAUGGAGGUCCCUCUGGGCCUAGAAGAGCGGAGAGCUUGGGCCCUUCGUGAUCUCCCACCGCUUGUCCAUUCAUCCCUUCUCUAGAAACUGGCAGUUGCUUGGUCGGCCAACCUUGUACUCUAAAUACUUUUGUGAUGAUUUACUUCCUGUUCCUACCAUGGGGGAAAGGGGCCUAAGAACCUUCUCUCCCUUGUCUUUAGAUGAGAAAAGCCCUCCACUGUUUGACAUAAGUGCCUCCAUUCUGUAUACUAUUAAUAAACUAAAUAAAGGGAAAUUCUGCUGGUGGAAGGUC
Messenger RNA from Eublepharis macularius, 4738 nucleotides. RefSeq names its product dynamin 2 (gene DNM2). Lineage: Eukaryota; Metazoa; Chordata; Lepidosauria; Squamata; Eublepharidae. Gene Ontology annotation, molecular function: microtubule binding; GTPase activity; GTP binding. Gene Ontology annotation, cellular component: cytoplasm; microtubule; membrane. The record is from RefSeq and is a predicted model, not a curated record. The transcript is spliced from 21 exons. Bases 77 to 2695 code for a protein of 872 amino acids.